AUGAAGCCACUGGUUGGCUUUUUCAUAUAUGAAAUGUAAAAAUGUCUGGGUCUGGAUGAAGAAUGCAACUUGUGAUGCUGAAUUUGGAUUCCAAAAAAAUUUGUAUUGCAUGAGCAGCAAAGGCAAUGCAAUUUUGGCUACGCGGAGAGGGCAUUAAUAUUUAUAUUGCUUGACUUCCGGGUUCUGUGAUCACAUACCCCAGACGACAGGUGACGGCGACAGGUGACGCCGAGAGGUGACGGCGACAGGCGAAACGACAGGCGAAAGGAGAGGCCAAGCGACAGGCGAAAGGAGAGGCGAAACGACAGGCGCCGACGACAGGCCAAAAGCGGCAACUUCUCAUGCGGUUCAGCGCCAGCAGCAGCAACAACAAAAAAGCAAAAAGUCAUUCAUUUCCGAGAAGAAAAAAGCAUCUCUGUUAUUUUCAAAAAUAUUCACGCGCAAAAAAUAAUUAAUUUACUCAUAAUAUCCGAAGCGUGAUAGCUUUUUUUUGCGUGUGAAUAGAAAUAAAAGAGCUGCUUUUUUCUUCUCGGAAAUAAGUUAUUUUUUGCGUGUGAAUAAAAAUGAAAGAGCUGCUUUUUUCUUCUCGGAAAUAAAAAGGGCUCUUGGUUUUUUUGUUGCUGCUGCUGGUGCGGAACCGCGUCAAAGAAAUAAAAGCUGGCACUGUUGGCCUGUUGCCGCCGCCUGUCCCUUCGCCUGUCGUUUUGCCUGUCGUUCUGCCUGUCGCCUCACCUGUCGCCACACCUGUCGCCGUCGCCUGUCGCCUCCACAUGUCGCCGCCCCCUGUCGCCUGGGGUGUCUGAUUACAGUUACAGAACCCGGGCGCCUCGUCAGAUUCGUUUUUCCUUCUCAGAAAUAAACCAUAAAGCUGCGACCUCCGCUGCAGCAAAGAAGUUCGAAUUUAUUUCGAGCAUGUUUGCCAUCGCCAUGCGCAAACGCAAAGAGUAACUUUUUGCGCAGCUCUCUAUUUUUCAAAAAUAGAAAAGCCUUCCGGGUUCUGGUAACGCAUACCCUCCGACACACAGGGUGACCGCGACAGGUGGCCGCGAGAGGUGGCCGCGACAUUUGUCUGCGGCAGGUGGCCACGACAGGCAAACACCCUCCCCCCACUAGCGCGCCGCGAACUAAGUCACUAGCUACGCGCGCCGCGCCUGGUGUGAGGCGGGGGGCGGACGUUCCUGGCGAAGAAUUCCUACGCCGCGUCCUGCGGGAGCCAAGGCAGGGGCGUAGAAAUUCCAUACCGCCCUGGAAAAGAAAUCCGGUCCCAAGGUUGCUUUUGCGCAACACAGAUCGGAGAUUUCUUCCCCCGGGCGGUAUGUACUUUCUACGCCGCGUCCUGCGGGCUCCAGGGUAGGGGCGUAGAAACUCCAUACCGCCCCGGAAAAGAAAUCCGGCCCCAAAGUUGCUUUUGCGCAACACAGAUCGGGUAUGUCUUUCCCCGGGCGGUAUGGACUUUCUACGCCGCGCCCUGCGGGAGCCAAGGCAGGGGCGUAGAAAUUCCAUGCCAUCCUGGAAAAGGAGCCCGGUCUCAAAGUUGCUUUUGCGCAACACAGAUCGGAGAUUUUUUUCCCCGGGCGGUUCGUAUGGACUUUCUGCGCCGCGUCCUGCGGGAGCCGAGGCAGGGGCGUAGAAAUUCAAUGCCGCCCUGGAAGAGAAAUCCGGCCCCAAAGUUGCUUCCGCGCAUCGCAACACAGAUCGGAGAUUUCUUUUCCCGGGCCGCGGUAUGGACUUUCUACGCCGCGUCCUGCGGGAGCCAGGGAAGGGGCGUAGAAAUUCCAUACCGCCCUCGAAAAGAAAUCCCGUCCCAGCGUUGCUGCUGCGCAACACAGAUCGGAGAUUUCUUUCCCCGGGUGGUAUGGACUCUCUGCGCCGCGUCCUGCGGGAGCCAGGGAAGGGGCGUAGAAAUUCCAUACCGCCCUGGAAACGAGACCCCGCCCCAAAGUUUCUUUUGCGCAACACAGAUCGGAGAUUUCUUCCCCCGGGCGGUAUGGACUUCCUACGCCGCGUCCUGCGGGAGCCUGCCGCCCGGGGCAGGAGCGUAGAAAUUCCAUACCGUCCCGGGGAAGGAAUCCGGUCCCGAAGUUGCUUGCGCGCAACACAGAUCGGGGAUUUCUUUUCCCGGGCGGUAUGGACUUUCUACGCCGCGCCCUGCGGGAGCCAGGGAAGGGGCGUAGAAAUUCCAUAUCGCCCUGGAAAAGAAAUCCCGUCCCAAAGUUGCUUUUGCGCAACAGAGAUUGAUCGGAGAUUUCUCUCCCCGGGCGGUAUGGGCUUUCUACGCCGCCUCCUGCGGGGGCCGGGGCAGGAGCGUAGAAAUUCCAUAUCGUCCCGGGAAAGGAAUCCGGUCCCGAAGUUGCUUUCGCGCAACACAGAUCGGCGAUGUCUUUUCCCGGGCGGUAUGGACUUUCUACGCCGCGCCCUGCGGGAGCCAGGGAAGGGGCGUAGAAAUUCCAUAUCGCCCUGGAAAAGAAAUCCCGUCCCAAAGUUGCUUUUGCGCAACACAGAUCGGAGAUUUCUUUCCCCGGGCGGUAUGGGCUUCCUACGCCGCCUCCUGCGGGAGCCGGGGCAGGAGCGUAGAAACUCCAUACCGUCCUGGGAAAGGAAUCCGGCCCCGAAGUUGCUUGCGCGCGACACAGAUCGGAGAUUUCUUUUCCCGGGCGGUAUGGACUUUCUACGCCGCGUCCUGCGGGAGCCAGGGAAGGGGCGUAGAAAUUCCAUACCGCCCCGGAAAAGAAAUCCCGUCCCAAAGUUGCUUUUGCGCAACACAGAGCGGAGACUUCUUUCCCCGGGCCGUAUGGACUUUCUACGCCGCGUCCUGCGGGAGCCGGGGCAGGAGCGUAGAAACUCCAUACCAUCCUGGGAAAGGAAUCCGGCCCCGAAGUUGCUUCCGCGCAACACAGAUCGGAGAUUUCUUUUCCCGGGCGGUGUGGACUUUCUACGCCGCGUCCUGCGGGAGCCAGGGAAGGGGCGUAGAACUUCCCUACCGCCCUGGAAAAGAAAUCCCGUCCCAAAGUUGCUUUUGCGCAACACAGAUCGGAGAUUUCUUUCCCCGGGCGGUAUGGACUUUCUACGCCGCGUCCUGCGGGAGCCGGGGCAGGAGCGUAGAAAUUCCAUACCAUCCUGGGAAAGGAAUCCGGCCCCGAAGUUGCUUUCGCGCAACACAGAUCGGAGAUUUCUUUUCCCGGGCGGUAUGGACUUUCUACGCCGCGUCCUGCGGGAGCCAGGGAAGGGGCGUAGAAAUUCCAUACCGCCCUGGAAAAGAAAUCCCGUCCCAAAGUUGCUUUUGCGCAACACAGAUCGGAGAUUUCUUUCCCCGGGCGGUAUGGACUUUCUACGCCGCGUCCUGCGGGAGCCGGGGCAGGAGCGUAGAAAUUCCAUACCGUCCUGGGAAAGGAAUCCGGCCCCGAAGUUGCUUUCGCGCAACACAGAUCGGAGAUUUCUUUUCCCGGGCGGUAUGGACUUUCUACGCCGCGUCCUGCGGGAGCCAGGGAAGGGGCGUAGAAAUUCCAUACCGCCCUGGAAAAGAAAUCCCGUCCCAAAGUUGCUUUUGCGCAACACAGAUCGGAGAUUUCUUUCCCCGGGCGGUAUGGACUUUCUACGCCGCGUCCUGCGGGAGCCGGGGCAGGAGCGUAGAAAUUCCAUACCGUCCUGGGAAAGGAAUCCGGCCCCGAAGUUGCUUUCGCGCAACACAGAUCGGAGAUUUCUUUUCCCGGGCGGUAUGGACUUUCUACGCCGCGUCCUGCGGGAGCCAGGGAAGGGGCGUAGAAAUUCCAUACCGCCCUGGAAAAGAAAUCCCGUCCCAAAGUUGCUUUUGCGCAACACAGAUCGGAGAUUUCUUUCCCCGGGCGGUAUGGACUUUCUACGCCGCGUCCUGCGGGAGCCGGGGCAGGAGCGUAGAAAUUCCAUACCGUCCUGGGAAAGGAAUCCGGCCCCGAAGUUGCUUUCGCGCAACACAGAUCGGAGAUUUCUUUUCCCGGGCGGUAUGGACUUUCUACGCCGCGUCCUGCGGGAGCCAGGGAAGGGGCGUAGAAAUUCCAUACCGCCCUGGAAAAGAAAUCCCGUCCCAAAGUUGCUUUUGCGCAACACAGAUCGGAGAUUUCUUUCCCCGGGCGGUAUGGACUUUCUACGCCGCGUCCUGCGGGAGCCGGGGCAGGAGCGUAGAAAUUCCAUACCGUCCUGGGAAAGGAAUCCGGCCCCGAAGUUGCUUUCGCGCAACACAGAUCGGAGAUUUCUUUUCCCGGGCGGUAUGGACUUUCUACGCCGCGUCCUGCGGGAGCCAGGGAAGGGGCGUAGAAAUUCCAUACCGCCCUGGAAAAGAAAUCCCGUCCCAAAGUUGCUUUUGCGCAACACAGAUCGGAGAUUUCUUUCCCCGGGCGGUAUGGACUUUCUACGCCGCGUCCUGCGGGAGCCGGGGCAGGAGCGUAGAAAUUCCAUACCGUCCUGGGAAAGGAAUCCGGCCCCGAAGUUGCUUUCGCGCAACACAGAUCGGAGAUUUCUUUUCCCGGGCGGUAUGGACUUUCUACGCCGCGUCCUGCGGGAGCCAGGGAAGGGGCGUAGAAAUUCCAUACCGCCCUGGAAAAGAAAUCCCGUCCCAAAGUUGCUUUUGCGCAACACAGAUCGGAGAUUUCUUUCCCCGGGCGGUAUGGACUUUCUACGCCGCGUCCUGCGGGAGCCGGGGCAGGAGCGUAGAAAUUCCAUACCGUCCUGGGAAAGGAAUCCGGCCCCGAAGUUGCUUUCGCGCAACACAGAUCGGAGAUUUCUUUUCCCGGGCGGUAUGGACAUUCCGCGCCGCGUCCUGCGGGAGCCAAGGAAGGGGCGUAGAAAUUCCAUACCGCCCCGGAAAAGAAAUCCGGCCCCGAAGUUGCUUUUGCGCAACACAGAGCAGAGAUUUCUUUCCCCGGGCGGUAUGGACUUUCUACGCCGCGUCCUGCGGGAGCCCAGGCGAGGGUGUAGAAAUUCCGCGCCGCCCCUGGAAAAGAUAUCCCCUCGCAAGGCUGCGAUUGUGGAAUACAGAGCGGACAUUACUUUUUCCGGGCGGUAUGGAAUUUCUACGCCAUCGACUUGGCUCCUGCAGGAGGCGGCGUAGAAAUUCCCUACCAUCCUGAAGACGAAGUCUCCGAUCUGUAUUGCACAAAAGCAAUGCUGCAAUCGAGUUUCAUUUUCAGCGGCGGCUUAGAAAUUCCAUACCGCUAUGAGAGGGAAGUCUCCGACCUGUGAUGCACAAAGGCAGCUUUAACUUUGAGACCGGACUGCUUUUCCCGGGGUGGUUUCGAAUUGCCCGCCCCGCUGCCGAAGGAACACCCUGCGCCCGGUUGUAGCGCUUCGCGCACUAAGCCACUAUGCGCGCGCCUGAUGCGAGGCGAGGCCGAGGGGCGGACACUGUCCGCACUGAUGCCGAACACCCUUCCCCCACUACCGCUUUGCGAACUAAGCCACUGCGCGCGCGCCUGAUGUGAGGCGAGGGCGGACUCUGUCCGCCGCGAUGCCGAGCAAUGUUCUCCCACUCGCGCCACUAGGGAUGCGCACAAGGCCCCAGCGUGGGGACCCUGUCCCCACGCGUGGACCUUGUUUGUCAUGCGGAAUAGGCAUCGCGAAGCCCUCAGAAAAUCUGUGACGCUAGGGCAUGCAUCACAGAUAUCAUGGCCAAUGCAAAACAUGCAUGACAAGUCUCAGAAUCUUCCAGACCCAGACAUUUUUACAUUUGAUAUCAUAAUUUUUUUCACCAUUGUUUUUAAGUUUUUUCAGAACAUUGUAUUUGUUGUUUACCAUUUUUAUUUUUACUCAGUACCUUUUCGAAUUAUGAUUACUUUGUUUAGCGCAGUUGCCUCGAGUACUGGUGUCCUCGAGGAGUAUAUUCUAGUCUCUCGAUUUGAUUGUUGAAAACUAUCCUUGAUGACAGCUAUCAACCGUGGCCAAGCUGAAAUUCUAGGGUCGAGAGGUCUAUCGUUUUAGUAUAAUUUCAAUUUCUUAAGCUUUGACAACCUGUAUCGCGAUUCUGUUUCUAUUCGUGUGCAACGGAUGAAGAUUGGAACACCGAGGUGGUCGCACCCUUCGGCUUCAAAGACAAGUACGUGAAGGGUUGGCUGCAAGUACUAGUGGCGGAUUUUCUUAAUCUUAAAGAAGAAGAGAAAAUUAGAAGCGCAAGAAGCUGGCUGCAAAAUCGCAAAAUCCUCAACAUCGCAACUCUGGCACGAGAAAAUUUUUACCAAAAAAGCGCCUUCGUUACGUUUCGCCUCCUUCUGUUGUAGUCUAUCGGAGGCCAAAAAAUUGAGUUCUGCACAGCACGGUACAAGUCUGAUUACAGGUGAGUCGCGUUCUUACAAUUUUUCGUUUGUCGUAUAUUUGAUGCUUUUGAGCGGAGUUCUUGCUUAUCGCCCUCGUGAUUCCACCAGAAAAAUGAAUCGGAGCAUUUUCCUCUUCUUCGAGAGAGUUUCAGAGUGAUAGUCUGGUCUUCGCAACCAUCGCUCGAAAAAGUGCGGUCGCGCUUAGUGGUUGAACGAGGAGGGAUAGAG
Molecule: messenger RNA, 6509 nt
Organism: Amoebophrya sp. A120
Lineage: Eukaryota; Dinophyceae; Syndiniales; Amoebophryaceae
Source: the annotation of a GenBank genome assembly